AUGAUCACAGAUGCCGAGUUUUGGAUAGAGGUUCGCCGCAACACGAGCAACGGUGAGUGCAUCUUCUCCAGCAUGCUCGCCCUCAUUCACGCACGGCAGUCCGCCAUCGACUCGCACGUAACGACAACAGAGCGUGAGGUGUACAAGCUCACCGCGUGGGGCAAGAAGCGCCGAGACGAGGUGACGGGUCGUGUCUUGACAAGUGAGGAGAAGCAGGAGAUGGCGCUGGAGGCGAAGGAGAAGGACGCAGCGUUGAGGGAGAUGGGGAAGCCACUUGAGCCGAACAAAGCCUUCUGGGCCGGCAGACCACCAGAGGACACCCAGGCGUAUGGCGUUUCGUCGAGCACAAUGUGUGUGCUUCAGCAAGUGAUGAUGUUCGCCGUGCCCCUUUACGUGUUGCGCUACAACGUCCCCGCCAUGUCUAUGAGCUGGAACACCAGCUGCUUCAUCGACCGCCAGUCGAAGCAACUCAUUACGUUCGGUUCUGGGCACGGCGUGAAGGUGCCGCAGCACCUGCGCUGUCGCGGCUGCGUGGCAGGGGAAGGCUUCUUUGCUAUCCUCACAAGCGAGGACGAGGUCUGGUCAUCCGGCGGGCUGAAGGUGUCGAGCUCAUCCGUUGAUGGGCCGACGGCGCUCGGUCGCGAGGACGCGAUGACGGGCAUUGCUGGCAAGACCCUAAUGCUGGUGGGGCACGGGCAGCGCCUCGCCAUUGUGACGCGCGCCUUCACGGUGCGCUCGCUCUCCGCGCUGUCGAACCAGACUCGGUCAAUUAUACCGUCCCGCCAUGUUCGCUUCUUGGACUUAGGCUACGGCGAGGACUACUACAUGGUCGGUACUGACUCCACCGUUUACAAGACCACAGCAUCGAGGCGCGCAGUGAGCACACCACGGCGGGUGAUGACGCUGUGCCGCACCCCCGUCUCUCGCGUCGCCAGCGGUAUGGGAUUUUUGCUGAUUAUUGACCAGAACGGUCAUCUCUAUACGUUGGGCCGCAACAAGAAGGGGCAGCUCGGUAAUGGCAUGGUGCAAGAUGCACGGCGCAAGCCGUACUUGCAGGAUAAGCUCACCCAUCACUACUUUGUUCAGGUGUCCGCUGGUGACUGCCAUUCCUUGGCGUUGGCGAGCAAUGGCAUUGUCUACGGUACGGGAAGCAACGAGAGCGGCCAGCUUGGCCUCGGGCGGGGUCUGAAGCAGGUGUGCACAUUCACACCCAUUCCGCUUGGCAGUAAUGUGCGGUGCAUCGGCAUCGCGGCUGGCCCGGCGGGGAGCAUGUUCUACUGCGAGAAUGGCCAGGUGCUUGCCUGCGGUCUUAAUGACAGCAUGCAGCUCGGACUGGAGACUACCGAAAAGAUUGUCUACGAAGCGACGCCCAUUACGGUGCUUGCCAAUGGCGUCGAGUCCUACACGCUGGACUUCGGAGGCUUUCGCCGCCCGGAAGGGAACAGCAUAGAUGCGCUAGAGGGCAUGAGUGGCGCAGCUGGCAAGAACGGCGGCAUCUCCACCGCCUCGCCCGCCUUGGGCGGCUCCUUCAGCUCAAAAAAAGUGCUCACUAACCAGGACCAGACGGAGCUAGCAGUCACAAAUCUCUCCGCGAAAUCGGAAAUCAACGUGACGGAUGCCAACAACGGCGAUGCCAACCUCGCACGGAAGGAAACGGUGCUGCUUGACGAAAAUGACAAUAGUGAAGAGAAUCACCAGCCGGUAGAAGAUGCCAUCCCUGUGCAUCCCUCCCUUUCUCAGAAUCCGAAGCGUAGCAAUCAGGCACAGGCACGAUUGAAGAACAUGGGUGAUAAUGGAAACAGUGACGCAGCCACACGACGAAAAAAGAGCACGGCGAGAAAGCAGAAGUCCCAGUGCGCCUGCUGCACUGUCACCUAG
This is a messenger RNA of Leishmania braziliensis MHOM/BR/75/M2904, 1878 nucleotides long. RefSeq lists its product as hypothetical. NCBI's taxonomy places the organism in Eukaryota, Euglenozoa, Kinetoplastea, Trypanosomatida, Trypanosomatidae. The transcript has a single exon. Bases 1 to 1878 code for a protein of 625 amino acids. The record is from RefSeq and is a predicted model, not a curated record.